CGUCUCCUUGGUCGAGAUGUUGAAGGAGGUUUUGCUUGUCAGACGUGUUUACCAGGCGUUACAAUGUAUCCACUGUUAUAAUUACCGUGUUAUCGAGGACGGAUGUGCGGUAUCUUAUGUGUAGACUAUCGUUACAUGCGGAGACAAACCGGAGCUAUUUCAGCGUUUUCUACUUGUUUGCGAGCGAGUAGUUACAUGGGCUUCACUCACGCCUCGCGCGACAGCUAAAGAAAAAAAAUACAUCAUUUUAAACAUCGCUGCUGGCUGAAAACGUGUUUCUUCUGAACGACUUGAAUCAACGUCCAUCGUUGCUACUGGUCAAGAGUUUGGCCGUUUUUCUCGCGUCUGCUGCGGGUGUCUGCUGUCCCACUUUGCAGCUCAGGAGACGCACCUCUGUGUUUGAGUUAAUGGAGCAAGGUUAAGGUCUGACCAACCAGUACCACCACCGGUACCACUCCACCAACCCACUGACCAGGUUCAAAGCUUGGACUCGGUUGUGAAUGGACACUUCACUAUUUUGCUGUUUUGUUGUUAUUGGGAAUCCCCCACCCUCCUUGCUACACAACUGGGAAUAAAGAAAGAAAGAAAGCAGGCGACAUGGUGGUCAACACCAUCCACUGGUUCCGGAAGGGACUCCGGCUGCACGACAACCCGUCUCUAAGGGACUCUAUCCGGGAUGCGGACUCCCUGCGCUGCGUUUACAUCCUGGACCCCUGGUUUGCAGGGUCCUCCAAUGUGGGCAUCAACAGGUGGAGGUUUUUGUUGCAGUGUUUGGAGGACUUGGAUGCCAGCCUGCGCAAACUCAACUCCCGCUUGUUUGUCAUCAGAGGCCAGCCUACAGAUGUCUUCCCUCGGAUUUUUAAGGAAUGGCAGAUUAACCGUCUAUCUUACGAGUAUGACUCUGAGCCGUUUGGCAAGGAGCGUGAUGCUGCCAUCCAAAAACUAGCCAGCGAGGCUGGGGUGGAGGUCAUGGUGCGGACUGCUCACACCCUCUACAAUCUGGACAAGAUCAUAGAACUCAACGAUGGUCAGUGUCCUCUCACGUACAAGCGCUUCCAGGCCCUCAUCAACCGUAUGGAUGCUGUGGAGCUGCCUGCAGAGACGAUCACAUCCGAGGUCAUCAGAAAAUGUGCCACACCCAUCAGCGAAGACCACGAUGACAAGUUUGCGGUGCCCUCCCUGGAAGAGCUUGGUUUUGAGACCGAGGGCCUGACCACAGCAGUUUGGCCAGGUGGAGAAACAGAAGCCCUCAUGAGGCUAGAGCGGCAUCUGGAGAGAAAGGCAUGGGUGGCAAACUUUGAGCGUCCACGGAUGAACGCCAACUCCCUGCUGGCCAGUCCCACAGGCCUCAGCCCCUACCUGCGCUUUGGAUGUCUCUCCUGUCGGCUCUUCCACUUCAAACUUACUGAUCUUUACAGGAAGGUCAAGAAGAACAGCACUCCACCACUUUCCUUGUACGGCCAGCUGUUGUGGAGGGAGUUCUUCUAUACGACUGCCACCAACAACCCCUGCUUUGACAAGAUGCAGGGAAACCCUGUUUGUGUGCAGAUCCCCUGGGACCGAAACCCAGAGGCGCUGGCUAAGUGGGCAGAGGGAGGGACAGGCUUUCCCUGGAUAGACGCCAUUAUGACCCAGCUGAGGCAGGAGGGGUGGAUCCAUCAUUUGGCGAGGCAUGCUGUGGCCUGCUUCCUCACCAGGGGAGACCUCUGGGUCAGCUGGGAGGAAGGCAUGAAGGUGUUUGAAGAGCUGUUCAUAGACGCGGACUGGAGUGUAAAUGCUGGCAGCUGGAUGUGGCUUUCGUGCAGUUCAUUUUUCCAGCAGUUUUUCCACUGCUACUGCCCUGUGGGAUUUGGACGACGCACGGACCCCAAUGGGGACUUCAUACGGCGUUAUUUGCCCAUAUUGAGAGGCUUUCCAGCCAAAUACAUCUAUGAUCCUUGGAAUGCCCCAGAGGAAGUGCAGAAGGCAGCCAAGUGUAUCAUAGGAGUCCACUACCCAAGGCCCAUGGUGAACCAUGCUGAGGCCAGCCACGUCAACAUAGAGCGCAUGAAGCAAAUCUACCAGAAGCUCUCCAGCUACAGAGGACUGGGUCUGCUGGCAACAGUACCUGCAAAUCCCAGCAAUGGUGCGAAUGGCAGUAGUGUCGGAGGAGUCCACUCAGGGACCAGUCAUGGUCCGGGAGGGUCCUCUGAAGGCCUCUCCACAUAUGCAGGAAUAUCUCGAACAGAAAGAGGUAAUUCCACGCAGAAGCGGUGCCGUGAAGAAGCUCCACCCAAAAUCAGCUCUAAAUCCUGGAGGCAGAGCAACUAGUGUGCAAAAAGCAGAAUAUAAAGGGUCGCUCAGUCAUCGGCAUAUCAUCUUCUCCUGAAGCACCCUCAGCUGACACACUGUAGUAACUUUAACUAACAACCAUGGAUAGAUCCAUAGAUCCAUAACAGGUCUUGGUCUCCGGAUUGGACACAUCGCACAUCUCAGGAACCAUGGAAGGAAUUCAGAGACAAUGCUAACAUUGAAGAGCGAGAACCCUGUAAAAGCGGAGUAGAAAAGGAUGAAAACAAUUGAUCUAUCAAGUCUUAAAACCAAUUGUCUUCCACUACAGUAUGUAACUGUACAACAGUUAAAACCACUAGUCAUGAUCACCAACACCCCACAUCAGUCAGGCAUUGGGGUGAAACUGUAAUUCAGCGGAUUAUUAAAUCAGCUGAAUGUUUAUCUAGGCUUCACUUCUCAUAUAUAGUGAGCUGGAUAUUUUUUUUUAAUACCUGACUGCUUCGGCCUCUACAUCUUGAUGUGAAAAUGACAAAAUAUGAAAUCUCAUUCCCAUCUGAGUGAUGGGGAAACAACAACACAAUCCGGAGAAUGUGGAAGAUUUCUUGUUUAUGGCUGACACCCUCAGCCACUGUUGACACUGAGACAUAUGACCGAGAUAACACACGGUUGUUGAAUAUUAGAAGGAAGGCUGUCAGGUUUGACGAUACAGCAGACCAUUUUACAUUUUGUAAAUAUUUGUUUUAAUUUCCAACUUUUUUUUAUAUUUGGUUCUGUGGUUUCUAAACUACUUUUGUAAAUAAUGUGUAACCAAAACUCAAAGAGUUCCACUGUGAAUGCAUGUGCUUUUGUCUCCCAGGUGAUUGUAAAUGUAUUAUUUUUGUAUAAAAAAUGACCAAAUUCUAACUGUAUUGAAAUGGCAAUAAAUGACCUAUCCUUUUGUUUUUUACUUGAA
Anarrhichthys ocellatus (wolf-eel) is the source of this 3223-nucleotide messenger RNA. RefSeq names its product cryptochrome circadian regulator 1b (gene cry1b). The coding region runs from base 598 to 2310 and encodes 570 amino acids. Gene Ontology annotation, biological process: entrainment of circadian clock by photoperiod; circadian regulation of gene expression; negative regulation of DNA-templated transcription. Lineage: Eukaryota; Metazoa; Chordata; Actinopteri; Perciformes; Anarhichadidae. The transcript has 11 exons. Gene Ontology annotation, cellular component: cytoplasm; nucleus. Gene Ontology annotation, molecular function: DNA binding; FAD binding. The record is from RefSeq and is a predicted model, not a curated record.